AUGGCCGCCCGACUUGAAAAAGGCAAGGAGUUUUAUAUCUCAAUGAUGCUAGAAGGUUCGAUGGAGGACAAAAAAGCGACUUUUAAAGAAUUACUUACUAGUGUUAAAGGCCCAGAGGGAAAUGCAGCGAUCAAAUGGGAGCAUUGGUUGAGAAUGCCGGAGUGUGGCCAUCUAUUCACGGAUAUGUGGUCAUGCGUAGUACAUUUUUUUAGUAAAGAACUAAGUGUAGCAUUUGCACCAAAACAUGCGGUUUGUGUGGAGAAGCUCAAGUAUAGAAGAAUUUUUAUGGAUUUAGUGGAUAAUAAUCAUUUUAUUGGUCUACAACUCAACAAAGAAUGUCCAUUACCUCCUCUUUGUAGGUUUAGUUUUUGGGAAGAAUUCAUAUUCAACAAGAGAAAGGAAUGGAUGAAACUUUAUGAAGACAACAUGCACCUUUGGAAUGCUUUAGAUGAGUCUAAGGAAUGUCCUAUAGAUUUGACUAAAGGAGGUUCAAUAGAUUAG
Molecule: messenger RNA, 501 nt
Organism: Papaver somniferum (opium poppy)
Lineage: Eukaryota; Viridiplantae; Streptophyta; Magnoliopsida; Ranunculales; Papaveraceae
Exons: 1
Coding region: 1-501 (166 amino acids)
Source: RefSeq, a predicted model, not a curated record